Molecule: messenger RNA, 2021 nt
Organism: Arachis ipaensis
Lineage: Eukaryota; Viridiplantae; Streptophyta; Magnoliopsida; Fabales; Fabaceae
Product: glutamate receptor 2.8-like
Cellular component (GO): membrane
Molecular function (GO): ligand-gated monoatomic ion channel activity
Source: RefSeq, a predicted model, not a curated record
UUUCCAUAAGGAAAAGUCUAGGGGGCCAGCAAUUUUAUUGCAUUUUGGCCAGCAUGUAACCAGCAGAGAAAGGUAAACCAUUGGAUGAAAUCUCACACUAAUCUCACACCAUCAAAUCAUCAUUAAUGGCUAGUUGAUGGCUACCAAUCACAAAUGUUGCUGCCCCUAACAUUGCUCUUUCCAUAAUAAUGACUAUUCAAUGAUUAUGGGAAAAAGCUCUUUUGGACAAUAGUAUCUCACGCAAAAGAAUUUGACUAAAUUCAUCUUCUGAGUGUGACAUAUAAAACUAUUUUCGUUGACCUUGUGAAAUAUGAAACUAAAAGUUACAUAUGCAGAUAUACACAUGUCAGAAAAGGAAACCAUUUAAUUCCUAAUGAUUUUGUGGACAAAAUCCAUCAACUCAAUCUAUAUAUAUAUAAUUAACAAAGAGGAGAAGCUGCAUGACAAGAUUUAAGAUCUGAUCUUGUAAGAUCGAUGGCUAAUAACAAGAGCUUGUCAUACCUUGUGGCAUGGCUUGUCAUAAUGUUUUUGGUUGCGCCAAGUACAGCAUCCAUGGAAGAAACAGUGAAACUGCGAGUAGGGGUGCCCAAGAAAGAAGGCUUCCCGGAAUUUGUGAACGUAAUAUUGGACGAAGAUGAGCACAAGUACAAUGUCACUGGAUAUUGCAUGGAUGUUUUCAAUGCCGUAUUAACAAUCUUACCUUUCAAAGUUUCACUACAAAUUGAAGCUUACGACGUUAAUGAAUCAACUGGAACAUACGAUGCACUAGUACAACAAAUCCCCCAAAAGUAUGAUGUUAUGGUAGGGGAUAUCACAAUACUAGCGAAGCGUUCGAAGUUUGUUGAUUUCACGUUGCCAUAUACAGAAUCAGGAGUUCAAAUGGUUGUAGCAGCAAGGCAGGGAAGGGAGCAAAGCAUGUGGACUUUUGUGAAACCCUUCAGCUGGGAUCUUUGGUUAAGCAUAGUUGUCAUGUCUAUGUUCAUAGGUUCUGUCAUACUCAUCAUGGAAAGGAACAAGCAGGAGGUAGCCAAUUCGCAACAACUAAGCCCAAUCUACUUCUUAUGGUUUCCAAUUUCUCAAGCCGUUCUUCCUGAAAGAGAGGGAGUAGCGAAGAAGUGCUCGAGGUUUGUGUUGAUGGUGUGGCUUCUAUUGGCGUUUGUGCUGAUGCAAAGCUACACGGCGAGCUUGACGACCAUGAUGACGGUGGAGCAGCUUCAACCGAGUUUUCUGAACGUGGAUGAUCUACGCACAGGGGAUUACUAUGUUGGAUACCAAACUGGAUCAUUCGUUUAUGAUCUCUUGCUACACAAGUUGAAAUUCAACGCUUCCAAGCUCAAGGCUAUUGGCAGCAUUUCUCAAUAUCACCAAGCUUUGAAGAAUGGAAGCCGUGGCGGUGGCGUUUCCGCUAUAGUCGAUGAACUUCCCUACCUUAAACUCUUCCUUCAAAAAUAUGGAUCUAAUUACAUGAUCUCAGGUCCAACCUAUCGAGCUGCUGGCUUUGGUUUUGCAUUUGCAAGAAACUCUAAUCUUACAACUGCAUUUUCAAGAGGGAUUCUGGAAGUGAGUGAGAGUGACAAAAUGGAUAAUAUCAAGGCAAAAUAUUUUGGCAAGAUUAUGAAUAAUGGAUGGCAAUACCAAUCUGAUUCUUCAACAACGUCGUCGUCCUCGUCGUCUUCUCCGAGCAGUCUCACGUUUCAUAGCUUUUCAGGGCUGUUCCUCAUAACUGGAAUUGCUACUUUGUUGGCACUAUUUGUCUCCGAGACAGUGAUUUGGCGAACACCAAUUUCCAUGGCCAAAGCAUAUAGUCGCAGAUAUUUGUUCUGCACUAGCUCUACUUCUGCGCAAACUCAUCCAACAACCGAUGAUGAUUCUAUUGGAAAAUAAAAGAACAAGGCACACACAGGAAGAAUAUAAAAUAAAGAGGAAUAUAUGUAUUGAAUGUAUUUGUGUGUUGUUAUUUUAAAAUGAUUAUUACAUACGUAUUUAUACAUUUCUUUGACACUUAAAUUUAAUACAUUCUA